AUGAAUAACACCACCUUCGGUGAUCUCCUCCCACUGACCUCAGAGGUGGUAGGGAUCAGAGACCAACGACACUUUGUACUUAGGGCGAUUCAUGCAUCUAUUAUUCAAUGGAAACGGCGCCGAUCUGUUGAAAAAGUUAUUGAAAAAUGCCACUUCUACCGAGGUUUUCCAGGAAUCCAGACAGUUCUCCAGGUACAGAGCUUGCCGAACGUGUCAUUUUCCACUUUGUUGAAUAACGAAGCGCGCACAGAACUUUUCUCGAUGCUCAUUGAGAGCAAUCACGCAUACAUUUUAUAUCAACUAGGUGUCCUGGUGGAAAUCUGGGGGGUCUUGGAGAAAAAUCAAUCGUUGACGCCCUCAGUGGAGCAGCGCUUGUCAGUUCAACUGCAUCGAGGGAACCCGGAGGACCUGUCUUCAGAGUCUCUUAGCACACGUCGUGAGUGGAACUCAAACGUCAAUCACUCACUAUUAGAUAAACUCUUCACCAGCGUUGCUCAAUCCUUCAGUCUAAAACGGAAUUUCGUCAGCCGUUUUUUUUUUAAUUUUCGCUUCGCGUCAGUGAGAAGUGAUGCAAAAGUUGUUUUUGAGAAAGAAGAACAAGAAAAAUGGGGGGUAACUGACAGCGAGAUAACACAAGAGUUAGUUGAAAAACCCCGUGGUAAUCAGAUCGUCAAUUUAAAUUUAUCGGCUGUACUUUUGCUACUUUUGUUCAAAGCAGCUGCACUUGGUGCAAAAUAUAUUGGCACUUUUGAUGGUACCCGGGGUCGAAAAUUUGGAGAAGAAAACCUUGUAACAGCGGAUGAAAUGGCAUUAGCCCUUGGCUACUUGAUUGGAGACACGUGUUUAUAUCGCGCGGCAUGUGAAGUGCCAGAAACUGCAAGAGAGUAUCUUGGGACUAUUGACAUGAUUGUGGAAGCUAUGAAAAUCUUCCCGCAGACGUCUCCCAUCAAUGAUAAAUACAUGAAAAAAAUCAAAGAGUUCCGCAAGGCAAUUGAAUAUGGAGAAUUAAAACGCUGUCCACCUGAUUAUACUUGCAAGAAAGGGACCAUCAACUUGGUACUGCCUGAAUAGCAG
Diachasmimorpha longicaudata is the source of this 1074-nucleotide messenger RNA. RefSeq lists its product as uncharacterized. The record is from RefSeq and is a predicted model, not a curated record. The coding region runs from base 1 to 1071 and encodes 356 amino acids. The transcript has 7 exons. Lineage: Eukaryota; Metazoa; Arthropoda; Insecta; Hymenoptera; Braconidae.